AAAAAGACAAGUUGUAAAAAUUCGACACUAAGAAUGACAUACUCUGUGAGACAAAUUGGUGCUGCCAACACCUUGGACUACAAAGUGUACCUUGAGAAGGACGGAAAGCCAAUCUCGCCAUUCCACGACAUUCCAUUGUAUGCUGACGAGAGCAAGCAAAUUUUGAACAUGGUUGUUGAGGUUCCAAGAUGGACCAACGCCAAACUUGAAAUUUCCAAGGAGCAAAAGCUAAACCCGAUCAUCCAGGACACCAAGAAGGGCAAAUUGAGAUUUGUGAGAAACUGUUUCCCUCACCACGGUUACAUCCAUAACUAUGGUGCCUUCCCACAGACCUGGGAGGAUCCUACUACGGUCCACCCAGAGACCAGAGCCGCUGGUGACAACGACCCACUGGACGUUUGCGAGAUCGGUGAGGCUGUCUCAUACCCGGGCCAGGUCAAGCAGGUCAAGGUUUUGGGUGUGAUGGCUCUUCUUGACGAGGGCGAGACCGACUGGAAGGUGAUCGUCAUCGACGUCAACGACCCAUUGGCUCCUAAAUUGAACGACAUCGAGGAUGUUGAGAAGCACUUGCCAGGUCUUUUGAGAGCUACCAACGAGUGGUUCAGAAUUUACAAGAUCCCUGAUGGAAAGCCAGAAAACCAGUUUGCUUUCUCUGGUGAGUGUAAGAACAAGAAAUACGCCGAGGAGGUCAUUGCUGAGUGCAACAACUCCUGGAAGAAGCUGAUUGCUGGCGAGAGCUCUGUCAAGGACAUCGAACUCACCAACACCACCUUGAACAACAGUGCUACCACCGCAGACGCUGGCAUUCCUGCUGCCGACCCUAAGCCGGCUGCUCCUAUCGACAAGUCGAUUGAUAAGUGGUUCUUCAUCUCUGGUUAGUUACAUAGUCACUCUAUAUAGUUGGCAGUGGCGAUGAAAUGCCUAAUUUUAUCGAGAUCCUUCACCCCGUCCGUUUCCACUCCGCCGCUCACGUCUACUCCUAAACAUCCUUGCACCGACAACGCCAGGCGCACGUUUUCGGGCUUGAGACCGCCUGCCAGCAGGUAGACGCCCUGAUAUUGCUUGCUGAACUCUUCAGCGUCGUCCCAAUUGAUGACCUUGCCCUCACCUCCGAGCUCUGAGUCCAGCAACGGAAGUAUAUGUAGAUGUGUUCUGGUAGCCUCUGCAAUGUUGGGCUUGUUAAGCACGUAUCUGGCGAUCACGGGCAGAUCGAGAUGAUUGAUGUAGAGCGGAAAAUCCUCCGACCCGUGUAGCUGCACGAAAUCUAGCUCCAGAUCCUGCGAGAGCUUCAUGACCUCGUUUAAAGGCUGGUUUCUGAAUACCCCGACCAAAUACGGCCCGUUUUCAGUAAUCAGCUGCGCACACUGCCGAAACCACUCAGGCCCCUCGGAAUCAGAUUUUCGUACAUGCUCGAGCAGCUUUUUGGGGUCCACAAACUCACGCCCGAGCGAUCGCCGUCUCGCCCGGCACAGCCUGCUUAUCUGUCUCGCCUGCUCAGGGUCCACAGUUCUUGCUCUAUUUGGUACCACAAUUACUCCCAACAGAUGCGCCCCGCUGUCAGCUGCCACUUGAGCCUCAACGACAGACCUGAGUCCACA
Messenger RNA from Ogataea polymorpha, 1598 nucleotides. Its product is annotated as inorganic pyrophosphatase. Gene Ontology annotation, cellular component: cytoplasm; nucleus. The transcript has a single exon. Gene Ontology annotation, molecular function: inorganic diphosphate phosphatase activity; magnesium ion binding. Bases 34 to 879 code for a protein of 281 amino acids. Gene Ontology annotation, biological process: phosphate-containing compound metabolic process. NCBI's taxonomy places the organism in Eukaryota, Fungi, Ascomycota, Pichiomycetes, Pichiales, Pichiaceae. The record is from RefSeq and is a predicted model, not a curated record.